Messenger RNA from Dendrobium catenatum, 1922 nucleotides. RefSeq lists its product as uncharacterized. The record is from RefSeq and is a predicted model, not a curated record. NCBI's taxonomy places the organism in Eukaryota, Viridiplantae, Streptophyta, Magnoliopsida, Asparagales, Orchidaceae. The transcript has 5 exons. The coding region runs from base 155 to 1726 and encodes 523 amino acids.
GUGACCACGGACAGCUGAACAACUCGAACUCUUCUUUCCUUGCCCUCCCAAAUUCAAAACAUAUACAAAACCCUAACCCUAGCUCCCUCCAAAACACUCCAAGUUAUUACUCUCGACACUCGCCGCUUGAACUAGCCAUCAUUUGAAAGUUAUAAUGGAUUCUGUCCUCCUUCAAUCCCCCAUGAAAGAGCGAUCUCCUGACCUCGGCCUUUCCUCGGAGACUACCUACGAGCUUAUGCUGCGAGAGUCCAUCAAAAGCUUUCUCGGCGGGUUCCACCGAGAAGGGUUCGACUUCGCCGGGUUCCGCUCGGUUAUGUCGAGGCAGCUCCAGUCCAGCGUUGACCCGCCUCUCGAGAUAGUGUGGCUUUACUCCGCUGCGAGCUACCAUGAGAGCGUUGCUGCUAAGAACUCUUUUGACAGGAUCCGUGCCGUAAGGGAUCUCCUCCAGCUUCUCUCUGCAUUCUCUGCUGCUAGCGGCGGCGCUAAGUCUAUAGCCCUGAUCGCUCCGGCGGUCUAUGAUUUGUAUCAAUGCGCAGUGGACGGUUUGGUGGAGAAGAAAGAUAUAGAGUGCUUAGCGGACGGAAUUUUGAGCUAUAUCAGUAUAUGCAGUGGUCAUUAUAGUGAUUUGGAAGAGAUUUCCACACUGCUGCAUCCUUGCUUUCUUGACCUGCUGAAAGUGUGGACGUUGAGACACUCUGGUGCUGGGGCGAGUCUUGAGGCAUUCUUUCCGCUGAUUAGUAGUGAAGCUCGGAGGAGGUUUGAGAAGGAAGGAUCUGGGGUUAGUUAUUUAGCAGGUGUGGUAAUUGCCGAGUCUUUCCUGCUCAGGUUAUGCUUGAAGGUGAAAGGUGGAGGAGCUUCAAGGAAAGAGUUGCAAAAGGAAUUAGGAAUCUGGGCAGUUAGUUCCAUAACUGCGUUCUGCAAUCGGCAUUUUUUUGAAAUAUUGUUGAAGUUCCUGUUGGAUACAAAAGUUAUUGCAGCCGCUCUAUUGAAUGCUGAUGAUGAAAAGCUUGCAAGAGGAGUCCUCUAUGAUGCUGUGGUUUUGGUGGAUUAUUCUUUUCUUUUUUCUGGGAAGGAGAUAGGUCAGUCUGAUAGGAUAAGGAAUCUUCUUGUAACAAAGCUGAUUGUAACAAAUGAAGCUGUCAAAAUUGCCAGGACAGGAGGGGAUCAUGGCCAAGCCAUCUCCUAUCUGAAUGCAUACGCAACUUCAUCUCUUCCAAGUGAACUGAUCAAUUUGGUUCGCAAACAGAUUGGAGAUUUGAGCUCCGAAAAGCCUAAUAACAAUUCACCUGAAGGUCUUCUCAAGUGGCUAGUUAUUCUUCAACAAAUGAGGAAAAUAAGUCUUGACGAUGAAGCUUCAAGAUAUGCAAUUCAGUUGAUAUCUGAGGAGUCCAAUCUACUUGCAGUGGAGUCUGCAUCUGCUGAAGACAAAAAGAUGGAUGCUGAUUUAUUUUUUUUGGAUAAAGGCGAGUCAAAUGGUGAGGAAAUGGAGUCAAUGGAUGCCGUAUUUUCCUCUGCUGCUCAAUCCAUGAAACAAUUCUCGAGCAAUGGAAGAGUAAAAAGGAAAAAAUCUAUAGGUCAAGAAGGAAAUCGGUUCAAAUUUGUCAAGUAUGAUGUUCACAACGACCUGCUUGAAGAUUCUGUCAUUCCUAUUAUAGCUGAUGGUGCAAAUUGUGAUAGUGCAGUUGAGAAUCCACCGUCAGAUGCAGAUAUGGAAGAAUCUGACUGAGAUUUCAAGGUUCUUAGUGGAUGGCUCUCUGACACUUUUUGCUGUAGGUAGAAAAAGCAUCCAACAAAAUACAGUAUUAAUUUGGAUGAUAGUUUUUUUUUCACUUUGUUUUAGAAAAGCAGAAGAGAAACUGUAAUUUGAAGAGUAACUUUUAACAGCAAAAAUCAAGUCUUUUGCAGAUGGAACUUUCCCAUAA